AUGAAGCUACUGUUGCUUCUUGGAUUGAUCGUCCUGGUUUUUGGCCAGGAAACAAUCGUCUCUACGAUAUCAAAUGAAAACAAGGAAAUUGAACAGCAACCAACAACGAUACUCCAAGCACAACCAAAUAAUCAGGAAGGUGAAACUAAUAAAAAAUUAAAUAAGAGAAGUUAUGGUUGGGGUCCUUGGGGAUACGGAGGUGGUUAUGGUGGUUAUGGCUGGCCUUGGUAUGGUGGAUGGGGUGGAGGAUGGUAUAGUGGUUGGUACCCUAGUUGGCCUUGGUGGUACGGUGGUCAUGGAGGUUGGUAUGGCGGUGGUCAUGGAGGUUGGUAUGGCGGUGGUCAUGGUGGAUGGUACAAAAAAUGGUAA
This is a messenger RNA of Polistes dominula (European paper wasp), 369 nucleotides long. RefSeq lists its product as uncharacterized. The record is from RefSeq and is a predicted model, not a curated record. NCBI's taxonomy places the organism in Eukaryota, Metazoa, Arthropoda, Insecta, Hymenoptera, Vespidae.